Molecule: messenger RNA, 147 nt
Organism: Anisakis simplex (herring worm)
Lineage: Eukaryota; Metazoa; Nematoda; Chromadorea; Rhabditida; Anisakidae
Source: the annotation of a GenBank genome assembly
AUGGAGACCAAGUUAGCAAACGGGAAGAGCACAUCGAACGGCCAUAUGAGUCCAGUGUGGCGUCCAGAUUUAUGGUUACGAGAUGUUUGUUUGGUAAGUUUGAUUGUUGGAUUCAUUUAUCGAAAAAUAUUGAUUUCAGUUUUUUAG